Linnemannia hyalina is the source of this 5136-nucleotide messenger RNA. The record is from the annotation of a GenBank genome assembly. NCBI's taxonomy places the organism in Eukaryota, Fungi, Mortierellomycota, Mortierellomycetes, Mortierellales, Mortierellaceae.
AUGACGAACGUGCUCAAACGAAAGGCCAAUGCCCCCGCAGGAGGGAACGCAUCCAAUGGACAGGGAGCCAUAAAGAAGACCGGGAAUUCGAGUUUGAGCUCAUUCUUUGGAAAGGCGCGUACGCAGGAUUCAACACCCAAGGACUCUUUGGCCGUGGCACCCUCGUCUGUCACCUCGUCCUCGUCCACCUCCGCAUCGAAAACGUCGUCCGGUGUGCAGACAAAGGCAGGUGCCCCUAAACCGCCACGGAGGGUCAUCAUCUACAGCGACGAGGAGGAAGUGCCGGAGCCCCAGCGGAAACCAAUCAAGACUACAGUGUCUCUGAAGACAAUUGUCGCCAACCGGACCAAGGCUGUCGUCCCACCAACGAGGCCACCCGUGAAGGAGACUGUUCCCUUUGAGAAACGCAUGCCAAUCCCGAGCCAGCGCCAGUUGCGCGACCUGAACCAAGGACGGCCGAAACGGACACCCACAGGAAAGUCUCGCCAUUCCGUCUCUACUAUCGAAUCACUUGGACUCUCGCCACAAGACUCUGUCUUUUGGGCCAAGACACCUCCCUCCGAGGCAUUGAAGAAGCUAGAGCGCAUGAACACCGGUCGCUCUCAUGAAGAAGAGAUUGCGUCGAUCGUUGGAAGACUGUAUGAAACAUCCUCGGCUGGCACAGCCCUCCGCGCAAUGCCUCGUGGACCCAAGGAUCGCAUCAAGGAUAUGUUGAAUACAAUUCGCGGAUCGACAGCGCAAUCUGAUCAGGAACUUGAGGACGACAUGGACCGACCCGACCCGGCCUCACCGACAAAGGAUCUUGUUGAACGACACCGUCUCCAAUCUCGGCAGGGCUUCUCACGACACCACAGUGCGCACGAGCUAGGAGGAAGUGUCCGGAGGAGAGGGAGGACCGCUCCCCCUAUGGCGAAUUUUGGCGCUGUUAAUGCCCCUGUGUGGCCUGUAUCGCCUACUCAGCACCGCAACGAUGUCUUGAAGAUGAUUGAACAGAUCAACGCCAACAUGUCAGGAAAAGCAGAUUCUUUGAAGACACCUCCUCGUCUAGGAUUUUUAUCGAACGAAGCAACCUCCAGCAGUUCGAUGGCAAACCUAUCGGAGCGGCCCUCUGCUGCGGACACUAUGGUGCGGACGCCAAUACGGGACCGUAUUUCUCAUACGCAGCCUUCACCCGGAGACUUUGACAGGUUCUUCACCGACCUGGAGAUGGACGAUAACGACUUUGCGGAGCUUACCCAACUGGAUGAGUCGUCUACCUCUAUGUCAUCAGCCAGCGCCGUGUCUGCCAAUAUGUCAUAUAUUUCCAAUUCUUUAGGAUCUGUAUCGGACAAGGCGGUUUCCAAUGUUCGACAGGAAUUUGUGGACAUGGCUGUUGGCUCCGAUGUGGCGAAGGAUGAGCCUGGGCAUGGUGACGCAAGAGAUCGUUGUGGUACGGUGGCUACAGUUGCUGAUGAUAAAGACGAUCCAUUCACAGACGACUUUGAUGACCUGGGCGAUCUUGGCGAUCUGGAAGAUGUCUUUGAGCUGGAUGAUGACGAGGUCAAUGUCAAGCCCUAUAUCGAAACUGCCAAGUACAAGCGGUAUUCUGUUCAAGAUAUACAGGAUGAUGUCGUCGAUUCAAGGUGGCCUGGAUUGUGCAAGGUCCUCCUAGCACUGGAGCAUCAAGUCGGUGUGCCUGUCAAGAUUUUCCUCCGCGGGUUAUGGAGACCUACGGCGGUCUCUGUUGGUGACAUUAUCCAUGUCAUUGCGCCACAUGUGUACCCCAACGCAACUCAGGAGCUGAUGUUGGAGGAUGCACAAGGGCUGCUCAUUGUGAAACCAGACUACUUGGUGCCCACUUCUCUUUUGGCUGAGAGUUUCACCUGCAUUCGGAGACCCAUCGUGGAUACACGUGCCAGGAAGCCAGAUGAGUCGACAAUACCGCUAGUUCACGGCACCAUUCUCCAUGAGCUGUUUCAGCUCUCCCUCCGAAACAACGACUUUUCGACCGAAGGCAUGCAAGCAAGGAUUGAGGAUCUUAUCCAAGCACAUCUGAAUGAUCUCUGCCUUGUGAACGAAUCGCUAGAAACAGCUCGGGAGGCUUUUUCUCAAUGGAUCACAUCCUGUCAAGACUGGGCCAGGCGCUAUCUGCGGUCCACACCUUCUUACGAAGGAACAAUGGAGGAGAUGACGAAUCAAGGAAGCCAUGGAGGGACAAACUUGGUAUGCAUCGAUAAGCUACUGGAUAUCGAGGAGAACAUCUGGUCGCCCAUGUUUGGCUUGAAGGGCAAGAUCGACGCGAGUAUCCAAGUGGUUCUCAAGACAGUCAACAGCAACAAUGCGGUCUCUGAUGCCCCCGCACAGACUCUCGUUGUCCCAUUCGAGUUGAAAACCGGCAAGAAAUCCAACGUCCUCUCGCAUCGUGCCCAGACGAUGCUCUAUACCCUUUUAAUGACCGAUCGCUAUGACGUUGAUGUACAGUGGGGACUGUUGUUAUACCUCAAAACUGGCGAGUUCAUUCGAGUGCCGGCGCCUCGGGACGAGAUCAGGACGAUUUUGAUGCAAAGGAACGAUAUGGCGAUCCAUGAACAGGCCAAGUUGACACUGCCACCUAUGCUUCAGCGGAAGCAGUUUUGCGGUCGGUGCUUUUCGCAGUCGUCUUGCACUGUGCUUCACAAGCUACUGGAGGGCGGUACGACAGAGACUGCUGGUAUUGGACCUCUCUUUGAUGAAGUGACCGAUCAUCUGAACGACACACACGCGGCUUUCUUCAAGCAUUGGGAUCGACUUUUAUCCUUGGAACAAGGCGACGUAACAAAGUUUCAGAGCCAGAUCUGGUCCAUGCUCUCGGCUGAUCGACAGGCGACUGGAAACUGCUUCAGCAACCUUGUUCUCUUGGAAAACCGACCCAACAGCGCCAUCGAUCCAGUUGGUUCACGCGACGACCCUCCAGUGGUAUCUGAACGGUUCGCGAAAUAUCGGUAUCGGUUCAAAAUCGGGACGCCUUUUCUCUCGGUCAGUCAACAGUCGCUCUCCCAGACGCUUCGCGUAGGAAACUCUCUUUUGAGCUCCAAUAUAUCUGUCGGAGAUCCCAUUGUGUUGUCGUCAGAGGGCCAACACUACGCACUGGCGAUCGGUCAGGUUCUGGAUCUCUCGCUGAGCGAAGUAUCUGUGGGUUUGGACCGUCCAUUGCAGGGACCACCGAUAAGGCUGGACAAGUACGACAGUGAGCGGAACCAGUUGUACAGGGGUCUGAUUGAAUAUGAAGAACCAGCCUCGUCGUCGACUUCAUCGGCUCUGAGUCAUCAAGGAGACUAUCAUGAGGCAUUGUCCAAGGGCAAGAUCACCUUCAGGAUUGACAAGGACGAGAUGGCGGCUGGUCUAAAUCGAGCAAGGGGCAAUCUGGUGCAACUCUUCCGUGCGGACAGGGAUGGAGGAGACGCCAAGCGGAGACAUCUUGUGGUGGAACUGGAGCGACCCAAGUUCAUGCCAGUGAACGACUAUCACUGCGACAACUUGUCAUUGAACGACAACCAGAAGAAUGCGAUCGAAACAGUGUUGGCAGCCACGGACUAUGCUUUGAUUCUCGGAAUGCCAGGAACAGGAAAGACGACCACGAUUGCAGAGAUCAUUCAUACGUUGGUUAAGCGCGGCAAGACGGUGUUGCUGACCUCCUACACGCACUCAGCUGUCGACAAUGUCCUUCUGAAACUGGCGCCAGAGAUCAAAACUGUCCGACUCGGAAACAAGGACAAGGUUCACCGUGACAUCCAGAAGCUGGUUCCCGACUUUUCUGAGGCGCCUCUGAACACCGUUCAGGGUAUCCAUUUCUUUUACGAGCAGUGUCAAGUUGUUGGCACCACCUGUCUCGGCAUUGGCGAUCCACUGUUUACUGAGAAGCGCUUCGACUAUUGCAUUGUGGACGAGGCAUCGCAGAUUACACUGCCUGCCUGCAUUGGACCCAUUCGAUAUGCGGACGUGUUUGUUCUGGUUGGAGACCACAACCAGCUCCCGCCUCUGGUCAAGAAUGUCGAGGCAAAGAAGGAUGGAUUUGAUAUCAGUUUGUUUAAGAUACUGUCGGAUGCUCACCCGGAGGCAGUGGUCAGCUUGACAUACCAGUACCGUAUGAACAAGGAUGUGAUGCUCCUCUCCAACAUGCUCGUAUACGACAACAGGCUUAAAUGCGCCAACGAUGAAGUGGCGAACAAGGUCUUGGAGAUCCCAGACAUGGACAAGUUCAGGAAACACUGCCAUCUGGAGGUAUUUCAGGACCAGCAAGAGGAUCAGCAACAGCCACAGCCUGAUAAUUCGCAUCUGACGCACCCACAAUGUCUUGGUCACUCGACGGAUACCCCUUGCUGGCUAGAGCAGGCCCUGGAUCCACAACGGUCCGUCAUAUUUAUUGAUACGGAUCUUGUCCCGGCACAUGAGGUCCAGGUGGGCAACUCGACUCAGAACCCGACCGAGGCGCUAUUUAUCCAGCAAUUGACCGAGGCACUCAUCAGUGGUGGAGUCUCCGAGGAUGAUAUCGGUAUCAUCUCUGUCCUUCGCGCGCAGCUCAAGAUCUUGUCGCGGUUGCUGAGAUCGCGGCCACAGCUCGACAUUCAUACGGUGGAUCGAUACCAGGGCAAGGACAAGGAGUGCGUGAUUGUGUCGUUGGUGCGGUCGAAUGCUGAGCAGCAUGUGGGCGAGCUGUUGAAGGACUGGCGUCGCAUCAACGUGGCAUUUACGCGUGCAAAGAGAAAGCUGGUGGUCUUUGGGUCGAGACAUACUCUGCAGGGAUCGCCUAUCUUUGCACAGUUUCUCGAGUUGAUGGAGCAGCAGGACUGGAUUAUGUCGUUGACACCGAUGACACAGUAUCAGCAUGCCAACCUCUUGCACCGAAACCAGAUGUCAACCAUCACGAGCCCGAGGGGCAAGUCGCGUCGCGGUCGGCACCAACACCAGCACCUUGAGGAUGUGGAUGAAGAGAACAAGGAGAAUGUCGAUAUUUUAACUAGAGCAGGUAGCAUGACCGCUGCUAGUUCUGGUAUUGAUGGCAAUGUGGCAGCAUUGCCACAGUCACCAGUAUCUCCACAGCGCAAGGUGUUCCGAGCCAAGGCCAACGUUGCGCUCAAGGGCAUGCCCGUUACCCAGAACAUACUAGACAGCGUGUAG